Messenger RNA from Lasiosphaeria miniovina, 3879 nucleotides. RefSeq lists its product as uncharacterized. The transcript has 5 exons. Bases 475 to 3831 code for a protein of 1118 amino acids. Lineage: Eukaryota; Fungi; Ascomycota; Sordariomycetes; Sordariales; Lasiosphaeriaceae. The record is from RefSeq and is a predicted model, not a curated record.
CUUGCGCCGUCAAGCAAAAAGGGUCACAAGAGGCAUUCCCCCAAAACACCCAACCAUCACCUGGUGCGCCAUCAUUCAUCGUGCCUGUCUGCCUCGACAGGGCACACGGCUUGUUCGAUGCGCAUUUCCAUCGGCAAAGCCAUUGAAACCGCCCUGUCGCUUUCCUUUCCCAUUGUUGGCGGACCUGUUUAGUGUGUCUGUGUCGACUUUUCUGGGGUUUUCUGGGCAGCCAGCCGAUCGCGCGUAGCCCCCCAAAAUCACACCCCAUUCCAGCCCAAAAGCCUCGUUCCUCGGGCGUCGCCCAACCUCGAGACGCGACCCGAACGCGUGCCCCAUCGAGAUUCAUGCACGCGACAUCGAAUCUGAUUGCAUCUCUGCCACGCUAGUUCGGUCGCCAUCUCGGGUGCCCGCUUUUCCCUACCCUUGACCGCCGUCGCGAUCCCGUACCCGUCGUCGGUCCGGUCCCGCCUCGUGAUGGAUCCCCCAGCCAAGAAGCGAAGCAUUUUUGGCUUCUCCAACAUAUUUCGUAGCGCGGCCCCGGCCUCGCCCGCACCAGUUACGAAUAUCGACUCGGCCGGGAAUGCUGGAGGGGGCGAGCUGGUCGCGUUACCACGUGUCGAGCCGAGCAGCGCGUCGGCGCCCGAGAGCCCUGCGAAGCGCGCCUCCGACUCUCAACUGGCCUCUCGCAAGAUACACGGCCGACCCCAGGGCCCUGCCAGCAAGCUCUCUCAGACCAUGAAUGCGUCCGACUUUUCGCGUCCUUCGGCGAAUGGGAACAAGAUGAGCAGCUUUUCGAGCUCGGUCGCUGCGAUGCCGAGGAGGAUGCCGGGUGACAACCCGAACAAGCCCUCGCCAUUCGCCUCGUCGACCAUGUCCCAUGCCCCAACACAGCCCUACAAGACCACAAAUUUCUCAGGUGCUGCUACCACGCCUCGCAACAUUUUUCGGUCUUCGGAGCUUCCCCCGAACACGCCCGGAAGAGUGCCGCGAGGCUCGACCGCUGAUGUUAAUGGCCGUGGACUGAACCACACUGCCUCGACCGAGCUGUUCAAGAUGAGAAUUCCUUCGCCACCGCGCCACCUCACUGGCGAGAUGCUAGCCAAGGAGGUUCCUGAAGAUUCCGGUCGGACUGGGUCGGUCUAUGCCGACGAGUUUCUUGCACACUACUGCCCGCCCGACCUCGACGACCAGCAGAGGCGCCAGUUCUUUUGCAUCCUUGACCUUCGGCGGCUGAAAUAUGCCGCGAACGAGGUUUUCGCAAAGAAGGACUGGAAGAUAAACGUAAUGAACUUCGCCAAGGAGUACGAAAAGAGCCGCAGCCUCAUAAUGCUGCGCUACGGUCUGUAUGAGUUCAAGACAGUGAGGGCGUCGGAAUCUGUGAAGAAGGAGUGGAAGCAGAAGCACGGAAUCCCAAGCUCUGACGAUGAGGCGGAGCGAGUUCCGAGCUUCAAAGCGAAUGGUGGUUCUAAGAGGAAGGCGGACGUUGAUUUGACGCCAAACGAUACGGCUUUGACGGCGUCGUCCUCGAACGGUAAUAAGCGAACUCGUGCUCCCGAGGUGCCUCCCGUCUUCUCCAAGAACAAGCGGAAGGCCGAUGGCGAGCCUGACGAGAACCAGCCUGCCAAAUUAUUCAGACCCAGCACCACCUCAACGCCUCAGAAGACGCCGUCUGCCACCAAGUCAGUAUUUGAAAGUAUCGCGAAUAACGCUAUCUCGAGCACAACCGCCUCAACUACUCCCGCAAAAUCGACUGCCAAGAAUAGCGUCUUCGGCUCCAUUGCUGGGCCUAAGUUGUCUAAUGGGAAUCUUGGUCGAUCUAUCCUGGAGACUAGUUCUCAUGCCCCCUCCGCCACAUCCAAUAUAUUUAGCCAUCUCUCGGACGCUAGCAAGGGGAGCAGCGGCAAGGACGCCGAUUCUGAGGGCGAGACCUCGACCAAUGCCGACGAGGAAGAGGAAGAAGAGUCGGAGCUCCAAAGAGCCAGUCCGAGUGACGACCAGAGCGCCGCGGCUAGUGUCGAGGUGUCAACGCCACAGUUCGGCACGUCUAUGAAACCCACAGUGACGGAUGGUACUUCGAGCUCGUCUUCGGAUGCAGGAGAGGCGUCCCAGGCCCAGGGACGGAGCAUUUUUGAUCGCAUUACUAGAGGAAGUGACGGGCAGCCUGUUCGCAAACUUGCCCCCGAGGAAGGGAAUGCUCAGCUGUUUGCCCCAGCUUCCGACAGGGAGAGAUCCGUGAGCCCAGUCAAAGAACAGCCUGCCUCCCCUGCCGCUCCCCCAGCGAACAACACGUGGAACACAAGUACUCCCAUCAAGUUUUCGGCCCCGGCUCCCACGCUCUUUUCUGCAUCAGCUGUAGCAAAACCAGCCACUUCGUCGGCUAUUAGCUUUGGAGCCCCUGCGACACUGAAGAAGGAUGAGCCGAGCGCUCCUCAAGAAGCUCCCAAGACAAAUCUCUUUGGUGCUCAACCAAAAGCCUCGACGGAGCCUAGUGCCGCCGCCCAGGCGACCCCCAAGGUGGCUCCGGCCCCGUCUGCCUUUUCUUUCCCGUCCAAGUCAACAGAUACUCCUAGUGCGCCCCCUGUUUUUGGCAAACAGACCCCGUCGGCCAGCACCGGCAGCCAGCUCUUCGGCUCAAGCACGCCAGCAUUUGGCCAGCCGAAAGAAAAGAGCGAUUCCAAAGAGCCCGACGCUACUCCAGCCCCCGCGACUUCGGUUCUGUUCGGAGUAAAGCCUGCCGCAGCGGCGCUAGAAGCCUCGAAGCCCGCGUCGGUGUUCCAGUCUUCGACGUUGUUUGGUGCUCAGAGCAAGCUCGAGGACGCAAAGCCGCCUCAAGCACAACCAGAGAACUUCUUUGGAAAGGCUCCUGCAGAGUCAACCCCUAAGCAGGCAUCUAUAUUUGCCGCCCCCUCUUCUACGGCCAGCAUCUUUAGCGCGCUGUCGAAUCCUCCUGCUUCCGCAGCCAACGAACCAGCCGCAAAGAAACCGGCGUUUGGAACUAGUGAAGCCAAACUAGCAGGUGCUUCACUCUUCGGGUUCCCUGCGUCCACCCCGGCUGCCCUCGGAGCUGGAAAGCCGGCGACUCCCUCAGCCACCAAUAGCUUCUUUGGUGCCUCUACUACACCAGCAGCCCCAGUGCCUGAGACCAAAAACAUGUUUGGCGCGACUAGUGGGCAGGCAUCAAACGUAUCCGACAAGUUAAAGCCCCUCUUUGGCUCGACCCCUGCGCAAACAACGCAGCCAUCGUUGAUGUUUGGCGCUUCUACUCCUGCUGCUACGCCGGCCCCUUCCGGGUCCAUCUUUGGGUUCAAUAGCUCUCAGACGCCAGCACCCUCGCAGCCGGCUGCAUCGCAGCCCAUCGGCUCCCUAUUCGGAACUGGCGGAGGCGCGUCUUUCACCUUUUCGGCUGGCGGUACGGACAACAACAUAAUUAAUAACCCAUUUGCAUCCAACGGCAAUGCCUCGGCGCCAACCUCCUUCAAUUUUGGCAGCGGUAGCAACGACGGCGGCAGCCAGUCUUCUUCGUUUCAGUUUGGAGCCAACGCCCCGGCCCCCAAUGCAACUCAACAAAACACUCAACAGAGCAACAUCUUUGGUUUAGGCCCGUCCAAGCCCCUCUCGUCAACCCCGGUAUUUAGUGGUGGUCUAGCUCCUGGUGGGGGAACAUCAACAGGUACAAGUACGAGCUACCAGCCUCUACAUCUCAGACCCGCAAACACAACACUAAUGGCCAUUCAGAUACCCCCUUCACUUUCGGCGGCGCGUCGAGCUUGGCAACAACGCCAGCGACGGGAACACCAGAGCCGGCCGCCGAGCAGGAAGAAGCUCGAGUAACAAACGCUGACGGGGAUGAGGCACCACAGGAGCAAAUCUCGCUAACCG